AAUGAAAUCAUAGUGCACAUGCUGAAUGAUAGGCAAUUUCCGUUAUCCUUUUUUCAGAAUGUUUUUAUUUACUUUAUUAAUGAACGUAUUCAUAUUCGAUCGAGUUGCAUCGUAUCGAAUUGGAAGUUUUAAUCAAACAUAUGUCAAUCGCAGGGGUGGAUAUCAAAAAUUUCCACAAGCCAUUCUAUCCAGCAAUGGUGUCAAUAUUUUUUAUGCAGCUCAAAAAUACACCAAUACAUGUGGCACACGGUCCAUUAAUUUCAAUCCCAAACGAACGGCAAAAAUUAUCGGCGGUCAGUCAGCACCUUAUGGUGCAUUCCCCUGGCAAGUUGAAAUACAAAUUUAUAACUAUGAAAUUGGCAUAUAUGAGCAUCAUUGUGGCGGAGCUGUGAUCGGUGAACGUAUUGUCAUGACAGCCGCCCAUUGCACAGAGAUUUCACAGCAACCAUACUUACAUUUAGUGAUAGGUAAUCAUGAUUUAAAAAAGUUUGAUAUGUAUGAAAGGCGUUUUCACAUUGAAGCGAUUAUAAUGCAUCCGGAAUACCGUCGAAAUGGUCCUUAUAGCAAUGAUAUUUCAAUAGUGAAAGUUGCAUCAAACAAUGAUGCUGGUAUAUUAUUCAAUACACACAUAAAACCCAUAUGUUUGCCGCACAAUGAAAAUUUACCUAGCGAAUGCUAUAUAUCCGGAUGGGGUGCUCAAAAUGAAGACAAUAAGAGCAUGGCAGCAGUUCUUCGUGCAGCGGCUGUGCCAUUACUUGAUUUAGAAACAUGUCGAAUGUCAGAUGUAAAUGGUGGUCGUUCGCAAAGCAUUUUAGAUACGAUGAUUUGUGCAGGUUUAUUACAAGGUGGUGUUGAUGCGUGCAAUGGUGAUAGCGGUGGCCCAUUGGCAUGCGAACAUAACAACAAAUUCUUUUUGGUUGGAAUUGUUUCUUGGGGUUCUGGCUGUGCAAAAAAGAAUAAACCCGGCGUUUAUACGCGAGUCAGCGCCUACGUUGAUUGGAUCAAAGAGACAAUGAACCAGUUGAACGCAUAUUGAACAAAUUAGUUAAAAAAAAUUUGAAGAGAGCCACAUCCAUAAAAAAAAUCAGAAAA
Messenger RNA from Contarinia nasturtii (swede midge), 1092 nucleotides. Its product is annotated as serine protease 30-like. Gene Ontology annotation, biological process: proteolysis. Bases 26 to 1036 code for a protein of 336 amino acids. The transcript has 8 exons. Gene Ontology annotation, molecular function: serine-type endopeptidase activity. The record is from RefSeq and is a predicted model, not a curated record. NCBI's taxonomy places the organism in Eukaryota, Metazoa, Arthropoda, Insecta, Diptera, Cecidomyiidae.